Rotaria sp. Silwood2 is the source of this 702-nucleotide messenger RNA. The record is from the annotation of a GenBank genome assembly. Lineage: Eukaryota; Metazoa; Rotifera; Eurotatoria; Philodinida; Philodinidae.
AUGAGCCUUCUUCGGUUGGUUUUGAAACGCGAAGCCAAAGAAAUCCCAAUGUCUACUGCUAAUAGAAUAGAGAUAGAAGCCAAGAAACGUAUGACUACAAAAUUACCGCCAUCAUCGUUACCAAGGCUGCCACGAGAAUUAAUUCAACAACAACAAAAAUCUGUUACUAAGACGCCAAAGUUGACACUUGGUAAAUCACCGCUAAGUUCCAUAUCAAGGGAAAAGAAGUCAUCAAAACGAAGUUCUAUACCUGCAACAUCGCUUUCUACCAUUGCUCACAUCGGUAUUCCAUCAUAUCAACCCCCAAUGCCACCUGUACCUUGGCAAUCAUCUCUACCACGGCCUCCGCCAGUACAACUACAACCUAUGCAGCAACAAUGUAUGCAACAACAACCUAUGCAACAAGAAACAGCAGCAGCUAGAGGUAGAGGUGGAAUGUCAAUGCCUUUUUCUCAUUUAACGCCAACAGGAAGCACAACGAGGGCGUAUUCUGGUGUGCAAAUUUCUCCUGCUAGUCUACGCCUGCAAAACCCCAUUCCUCAAAAUGCUUUUGAAACAUCACAAGCUUCUUCGAAAUACGGAGCUGCUGCUGCUGGUAUUUCUUCUCCUUUUCCAACAACAACAACAACAUCAUCAUUAUCAUUUUACUAUCCUGGCCAGACUCCCAUCACUAAUAGUACCGUAGAUCGAGGUAAGAUUUGA